Messenger RNA from Marchantia polymorpha subsp. ruderalis, 4550 nucleotides. The record is from the annotation of a GenBank genome assembly. NCBI's taxonomy places the organism in Eukaryota, Viridiplantae, Streptophyta, Marchantiopsida, Marchantiales, Marchantiaceae.
GGCUUUGGUUGCGCCACUGGCUUCAGGCGAGCGCGAGGUCAGAGGCACAGAGGCACGGGACUGAGAGAUCGAGAGGGGGUGCCAGAAGAAGACUCUGCUGUAAGGACCGAAGCAGGAGGAGGGAGGGAGGCAGGAGGAGGAGAAGACGAAGAAGACGAAGAAGACGAGAGCUAGCGUAGCUUGCUGGCCUUGCGGGGUGCGCUCGCCCGCUCGUUCGCCAACGCACGCACGCACUUCCCUUCCAUUCCUCCUCUCGUGCGCCUUUCCCUACCAGCGCUGCUGGCCUCGGCCUGCGUAAUCGUUUCGGGGUUCUUUGCUCUCGUUCCGCACUUCCGGAGCUCACAGUGACACGGAUCAGCUGAUUGGUGAUUGACAUGUGUUUCGCGUCGGUCGAAUCAAGCCUAGUGCAGGUCAGAUCGGGCGGAAGAGCUGUGUGCGAAGGAGUGAGAGGUUUGGAUCGCGAGUGGUUUUUUGGGUUCAAUUGUUGGAUCGCCCGGCGCGGAUGAGGCUAGCAGUGGAAGGAAGGAUGCAAUUGUGAGUGAGGCCGACUGCUGGCUGAGGAGGAGCUGCUGCCGCUGCUGCGGUUCACGGUGCAGGAUUGGGGCAGGUGACAGGGGUAGUAGAUAGGUAAGGGUGUGAGAGAUUGUGGGGAAAGCAGAGCAGUGGUUUCGAACAGGUAGCUCGAGCAGGGGAUUGGCCAGAGGCUGGCCCCGUCUCGUCGAGCAGCUGGGUUAGGAAAUUUCAUACGAGUGGCCAUCUAAAAUGUGCGAUAUGGUACAUUCAUUAUGCGGAAGGGAAAGAUGGAGGAGAUCCAUCUGAAAGAACCUCUUAGAUUGCGUUUGGGACAGGGUUUUUUCGGUUCCAGGUCAUCCGGGUAAGCCAUUUCGAAGCUUUACAAUGCGUCUGUAGUUGCAUCUACUCUACCGAUUCUGCUUUGGCGUACCUGCAAAGUCAUCGGGUGACAACCAUUUUAGGGCAUCGAUCUGCCCUGUGGAACGAGGAUCAUUCUGGAUCUAGGAUCUAGAGGGGCGUAUUUAUACCCAAAGCUCCCCUUCAACUAAAAUACGUCACACUGGAGCAGCUAAAGACUAUAGGUCGGGAGCUCGCUAUGGGCUCCCAGGUAGGAUGGGGAACCUCAAAGGAGUUCACCGAUAUUGUCAAGGCUAUUGGGGAAGCGAAAUCUAAAGCCGAGGAGGAAAGAAUCGUUACCGCCGAGAUUGAAACGCUGAAGAAGAAAAUAGCAGAGCCCGAUGUACCGCGGAAGAAAAUGAAGGAAUACAUCAUUCGCCUUGUCUACGUGGAAAUGCUGGGCCACGAUGCAUCUUUUGGUUACAUCCACGCGGUUAAAAUGACUCACGAUGAUAAUCUUUUGUUGAAAAAGACAGGUUAUCUCGCAGUCACACUUUUUUUAAAUGAGGAUCACGAUCUUAUCAUACUGAUUGUCAAUACAAUCCAGAAGGACCUGCGUUCGGAUAAUUACCUUGUAUGUUGUGCUGCGCUCACGGCCGUUUGCAAGCUUAUCAACGAGGAAACCAUACCUGCGGUCUUACCUCAAGUGGUAGACUUGUUGCAACAUCCAAAGGAGCUAGUGAAGAAGAAAGCGGUUAUGGCCUUGCAUAGGUUUUACCAAAGAGCACCUCACACAGUUUCACACCUUCUUCCGAAGUUUGAGAAGAGUGUUUGUGAUGCAGACCCAAGUGUCACCAGUGCUGCUUUGUGUGCACUAUUUGAUCUGAUCACGGCAGAUCCUCGGCCUUACAAGAAUAUGACUGGUGCCUUCGUAAAUAUCUUGAAGCAAGUUGCAGAGCGUAGGUUACCAAAACCCUACGAUUACCAUGGUACUCCAGCUCCUUUUAUUCAGAUAAAAUUAUUAAAAAUUUUGGCGCUACUCGGUGCGGGCGACAAGCCAAUGAGUGAUAACAUGUAUAACGUGUUGGGCGAUGUGAUAAAGAAAAACGACACUCACACAAAUAUUGGACAUGCUAUUCUUUACGAAGCAAUCUGCACUAUUACCUCAAUAUAUCCACAUCCUAAGCUUCUGGAGACCGCUGCUGAGAUAACAUCCAGGUUUUUGAAGGAUAAUAACCACAAUCUCAAGUAUAUGGGUAUUGAUGCACUUGGGAGAGUGAUCAAAAUCAAUCCAGAAUUCGCAGAAGAGCACCAACUUGCUGUAAUCGACUGCCUAGAGGAUCCAGAUGACACAUUGAAAAGGAAGACUUUGGAUCUUCUGUACAAGAUGACAAGAUCUUCGAAUGUGGAAGUUAUCGUUGACCGCAUGAUAGGCUAUAUGCGCACUAUUAACGAUUCACACAACAAGACAGAAAUCGCAUCUCGCAUCAUUGAGCUAGCUGAGCGUUUUGCACCGAGCAAUCAAUGGUUCAUCCAGACAAUGAAUCAGGUCUUCGAACUCGCAGGAGAUCUGGUACCGACCAAAGUUGCUCAUGAUCUCAUGCGGCUUAUAGCGGAAGGUGCCGGUGAAGAGGACGAGGAUGCGGAUAGUCAACUACGAUCUUCCGCCGUGGAAUCGUAUCUGCAAGUACUCGCCGAGCCGAAACUCCCUUCAAUCCUUCUGCAGGUCAUUUGCUGGGUACUAGGAGAAUAUGGUAUUGCAGAUGGGACCUAUUCCGCUUUCGAUAUUAUAGCGAAGUUAUGUGAUGUGAUAGAAGCACAUCCAGCAGAUGAUGCCGUGAAGGGAUAUGCAGUAACUGCCAUCACCAAGAUUUGUGCUUUUGAAAUCAGCGCUGGUAAAAGAGUCCAGCUUCUCCCAGAGUAUCGUGCAGUCGUCGAUGAGCUCGCUGCCUCUCAUUCCACAGACCUACAACAGCGUGCUUAUGAAUUGAUGACUUUUCUUGAUCUCCCCGCUGAUGUUGUUGCUACUGUGAUGCCCAUGGAUGCAAGCUGUGAGGAUAUCGAGAUUGACAAAAGUCUGUCGUUUUUGAGUGAGAUUGUCGAAACUGCCUUGGCAAACGGGGCGAGACCCUACGCACCGGAGCAUGAACGAAUGGAUCUGGGUGGCCUUGGAACUCUUAUUCCCAGCACACAGAACGGCCCAUCUUCUUCAUUAAAGUUUGAGGCAUAUGAAAGGCCUGUGAUACCGACUCCCGUUUUAACUCCUGUCCAGCCGACUCCAUUGAUUAACGAAUUUGAAGACCAGCGAGAUCGGAGGAGUUUGAGAACACCACAUCCUUCACAUUCUAUAUCCAUAGCACCGGAAUUAGAUCUGAUAAACCCAGAAAGCACUCGAUUAAGGUUGGACGGAGUGCAGAGAAAGUGGGGACGACAAACGUACAGUACACAGUCAUCUACCACGUCAGCUGACAGGGACAGAUCAAGCAAUGGAGCUGCUGGUGCUUCUGACAGGGGCGGCUCUUAUGCCAAAGAUAGUGGAGCGAGUCAGUAUGAAUCUUCUCGCUCUACUGAUCGGAGAAAACCAGUUGAAAUAUCAUCAGAGAAGCAAAAGUUGGCUGCUUCAUUGUUUGGUGGUCCAUCAGGUUCACGGGUGGCAAACACAGGCAACGCAGUAAAGCCUUCACGGACUGCUGCACACAAAAGUCAAGUACCUAGAGGAGGUGAGAAACAUCAGUCUUCGAGAUCAGUACCUGGUUCUGGGAGGAUCGCUGACAGCGAUACGUCAGUACCGAGUUCCGCACCAGUUCCACAAGCACCCCCUCCAGACCUCCUCGAUUUGACUGAUGGUGAAACGGGACACGCUGCUCCUUUGAACGACCCCUUCAAGCUCCUCGAAGGACUUGUAGAUCCACAAGUCGGCUCCUCUUCAGCUACGUCAGCACCUCCUGUCAAAGCCGAUGUAGAUCUGAUGUCGUUGUAUGGACCUGGCCAAGUCAUUUCGUCCGGUGAUGGAGGGAGCCAACCAUCAGGUUUAACUGAUAUGUCUGGAUUGCCUGUCAGUCCACUGAUAGGAUUAACAGGUGUAGUUGUUCCUAAUACACAACCUGGUGGUCCUUCCGUAGGCAAAAAGGGACCCUCACCUCAAGGUUCAUUGCAAAAGGAUGCAACAGCUCGUCAGGCAGGGGUGACACCCACGGUUGUAAACCCGGACUUGUUCAAAGAUCUACUUGGCUAACUUUGUGCCUAGCCCAAUUUAUAUCACCAAUCUACAGCCCCUGGCUCGAAUGAUGAGAUAUGUCAUGCGUGAAGUUUGCAAGUGGUUUGGGUCUGUCACUGUAGGUACUUCGGAAGAAUCUUCUCAUUAGCAGCUGUUUGAUCCAUCAAAAGAAAUGUAGACUUGGUUGGUGUGGAUUUUACGGUUGGAAGGUUUGUGCAAUAAUCGUACAGAACGAAAAUUAGGGCCGCUGAGGAGCUCAGUAAUUUGCAGGGAAGUGAGUUGAAUUCUACCUUCCCCCUCCAUGAAUUAAUGCUACUGAAGUUUAUAGAGGCCGGCAUAGACGUCUUUUCGUUACUUUUUUGAGAGUUUAGGACCACAACCGAUGUGUAGCAGCUUCAUGGCAGCCAAAGAAAUGUUCCUCAAUUUAGUUAUUUCUGUGCAUACGAGGACUUCUGUGAUUUAGGCACCACUGAAAAUAGAUCGA